Dujonia railenensis is the source of this 2913-nucleotide messenger RNA. Lineage: Eukaryota; Fungi; Ascomycota; Pichiomycetes; Serinales; Debaryomycetaceae. The record is from the annotation of a GenBank genome assembly.
AUGGAUUAUAUACAAGCAGCACCCACAGAAGCCAAUACUGGCAGUGGAAUUGCAGCCAAGAAGAAAAAAAAGAGGACUGUAAGGGCCCACCAUGAAGACUUGACGUCUAGUUUCAGUAACAUGAACAUUGGACUGAGCUCACCAAAUAUUCCGAUACAGGUUCCAAUUCAAACUCCUCCUAUGGCACUGAACCAGUUUUCUCAGCAGAAUGGAACUUUCCAACCUCUGCAAGGACACCAGCAACAGCUGAACCAAUUUAUGAUGGCGGAACCUGCUGAAAAGUUGACGCUGUCGUCGCCCUCAAUUUCGGAAUCAAGGUAUUACCAACAGCUAGAAUACACCACACCCAUUCAAACUGAAGACGGCUCAAUUCAGUACCCAACAUUCCUAACAUUUCAAAAUGUUGUGCCACCUGUAUCAGGUACUCAAAUACGUUGCUUUGACCAGGGUACUGCCCUGCCUAAGUUUAUUAGAUCAACCAUGUAUAACGUUCCAGAAAGUGAACAGUUGAGGGCAGCCACCAAAUUGCCGAUUUCCGUUACAAUCAGACCGUUUGCACCUCUUUCAAAAAAUGAAGCGCCAAUUCCUGUUGUUGAUAUGUCACAAUUAGGGCUGAUUCCUGGCCAACCGGCUACCAGCAUCCUGGCAGACGUAGGGCCUCCAAGAUGCCACAGGUGUCGUACCUAUAUGAACCCUGCAAUGCAACACAACAUGAGUGGGAAGUUCUCAUGUAACAUUUGUCAAUUCGAUAACAAUUCUUACCCACAGGAAUACUUUUCCCCCAUCGAUCCAAUGAAUGGAAAUAGGAUUGAUGUCCAUGUAAGACCUGAAUUACACUCUGGUGUUUAUGAUUUUAUUGUGCCUCUGACCUACAAUGUGGACGAAAAUGUAACUCACAACGAAAUCCUUCAUCAUGUUUUCUUAAUUGAUAUCAGUGAGAAGAGUAUUAAAAAUAAUCUACCCGUGGUGGUGGCAGAUUCAAUAAGGGCAACAUUGUAUUCUAAUCAAUUUGAGGAAGACGAAUCCAACCAAAAUGCCUUCGUGGGGAAAGUCGCCAUUAUUACCUUUGACAAGAAGAUAAACUUUUAUAAUCUUUCACCAUAUCUUGAAGCAACUCAGUUGUCAGUAUUGACUGACUUAGAAGAUCCAUUUAUCCCCUUCUAUGAUGGACUUUUUGCGGAUCCUGAGGAGAGCAGAAAUGUUAUCGAAGACUGCUUGAACCAUCUUGAGCUGCUCUGCCAAACAAGCGGUCUGCACAACAAAUACCCAGAUCCAGAACCUUGCUUUGCAGCCGCUUGCAGAACUGCAAUGCUUUGUCUUAAAGAAUAUGGUAAAGGAGGGAAAAUCACUUCUGUAUUAAGCGCUUUGCCAUCUUGGGGUCCAGGAAGACUCAAAUAUAGAGACAAUAGGUCUGUUGGAAGAGCACCCACGCCCGAAAUGGAGAAAAGACAAUUCAAUCCAGAUAAUGAAUAUUAUCAUUUAUUAGCAUCAGAUUUUGUUUCCAAUAGUAUUGGCUUAGAUUGUCUUGUUGUCAGCGAUACUAAUGUCGACUUGUCUAAUAUUGGAUGGCUUUGUUCAGCCACUGGUGGCUCUGUUAAUAGAUGGCCCACAUUCAAUUAUUAUAGAGAUGCCAGAGUUCUCACUGCAAGAUUCAAAAACUCAGUGAUUAACAGUGAGGGUUACCAGGGGCAGUUAAAGGUCCGUUGUUCCAAUGGCUUACAAGUUGCACAAUAUUAUGGUACCUCCUCAUCUAUGGUUAAUACUUCACUGGCAGUAGGAGGGGGACCUCAAGACCCAAUAAUUCCGGUAGUCAACCAGGAUCAAUCUUUCACGAUAUUGUUUGACUACGAUGGCAAGUUAAAUACUAAAUACGACUGUCAUUUCCAAGCUGCAAUGCUCUACACUGAUAAAUAUGGUAUUAGGAAGGUUAGGGUAAUUAACUUAGUAUUGGCUGUUAGUGAGAGGUUAGAGGAUGUCUUCAACUUUGUUGAGCAAGAUGCAGUUGUCGCUACUUUAGUUAGAGACACAUUAAGCUUUGUUGGUAAGCAAACGUUCUUGGAAUUGAGAGAAUCUGUUAAUGAAAAGUUAGUCGAAGUGUUCACUCAGUAUAGGGCAAUGAGUGAAUUAGGUCACAAUAAAAAUAGAGCAUUGACGAAGCAGCUAUUAUUCCCUGAUUCUUUGAAACAUUUGCCAAUGUAUUUGCUAUGUUUCAUCAAGACAAGAGCUUUGAGACAAUCUUCCGACGUCAGUGCGGACUCCAGAUUAGCAGAUAUAUUUCAAAUGCUUAACCUGCCAAUUGCAACGUUAAUGUAUAAACUUUACCCUGCAUUAAUUGAAUUGCAUUCAUUGAGAGACGAUGAAGGAAUCGAAUUAUCUAAUGGGUUUAUUUCAUUACCUCACUAUAAAUCAUUGACAAUGCAAUCAGUUGAACAAGGUGUUUAUCUCUUAUGCAAUGGAGAUACCAUAUAUGUAUGGAUUCAACCAUCUUCCAACAUACUUUUACUCAAGGAUUUGUUUGGAGAUCAUAUCAACUCAAUAAAUGAUAUAGAUCCAUUGAUCGAUGAAUUGCCAGAUUUGCCUACACUCAUUUCUACUCAAGCUAGAAAUUUGGUUCGUUAUUUUCAAACUGAGAUAACCGGUUGCCCAUCCUUAGGAGCUGCUGGAAUACAAAUUGCCAGAGAGGGUAUUGAUGCUACCAGUAAACAAGUUCAGGAAUAUUUUGUUGAAGAUAAUCCAAAGGGUGUAAUUGGCACUAAUAGUGUACCUAGUUAUGCAGAUUAUCUUUCCAAUUUGCACAAAGCAAUACGAGUAAAGUUGGAAAAUGACAAAUCUUCGAAUACUGUACGUCAAUCAAUAACAUCUAUUGAAAGUGGAAGUAGAGGUAGUUUUGCUCAAAGGUUAAUUAAUUUCUAA